This is a messenger RNA of Cantharellus anzutake, 909 nucleotides long. RefSeq lists its product as uncharacterized. The record is from RefSeq and is a predicted model, not a curated record. The transcript is spliced from 4 exons. Lineage: Eukaryota; Fungi; Basidiomycota; Agaricomycetes; Cantharellales; Hydnaceae. Bases 1 to 909 code for a protein of 302 amino acids.
AUGUCCACAGCAUACUCAACUCUACCCUUUGUCACCCAAAUAACACCCACUACCCGAGAUCAGAUGUCCGUUUCUAGUGUCUUGUUACUCGCGUCAAUUGCUAUUUUCGAACUUACUCCCGCUGCUAUCUCCGAAGGCCCAUUAAUUUGGACUGACACGGUCACAACCCUUUGUCCCUUGAUAUAUGAGGAACGUAUCCCAAAGCCCAACCUGCGUUCUUCGUUACCCCGGGAGUUGUCGCCAUGGGACAAUGCGUCACGAUCGCCGCCACCGAGCCGUACGCCCCCUUUGCAACUCGAGAAACCCAAAGCGCCUUCGUUAAAUCCGAUCAAAUCAUCCGCUGCUUUCAGGGCAGAAGCUACCCUCGUUGCUGUUGGCGGUGUGGUGGAUGUACUUUAUCUUCGAAUUGCGGAUCAAACCGACGACAUUGAGUUUCUUGGUCCUGCCAUCUCUCAUCGCACGUAUCUCGAAGUCGCCAUGCACGGAGCCAUAGCCCAUUUGGGUCUCCCUUCUCGGAAAAUCGAACAAACGAACAAAUUACCCGUGGGGGAAAAUUGGCAGUCAUUGAUGGAGGUGUUGGGACGUGGGCCACGAGAGACCAUCUUCAGACAGCCCGGGCUGCAAGUCGUAGCCGCACCAUGGAACUACGGGUUUUGUGUGAAAAUGGACAUGUUACGACGUGGAGCAACGGGGGCAAUCACUCCCACCCCUCGACACGUUUCAGACGCCGCAGUUUACUUGGACAGUGUCAUCAAACACCAGCCCCCGGACCGCCUCCCAUUUACCGAGCGUGAGCUGUACCGUAUUCUGACGGAUUAUUCCGUUCAAGUAUCCGAGUUGUCUGUUGGGCAUGUGCUCAACACUUAUCGGACACUGUAUAAACGGGAACCACUCGCUCCACGCAGGUGA